AUGCAGCAGUUUAUGCAGCAAUUUAUGCAGCAGCUGAACAUGCAGCCAAACAUACAGCAGCCAAACAUGCAGCAGCCAAACAUGCAGCAGCCAAACAUGCAGCAGCCAAACAUGCAGCAGCCAAACAUGCAGCAACCGAAUAUACAGCAGUACCCGUUCCAGCAGCCGCAACCAUUCCAGCAGCCGCACCCGUUCCAGCAGCAGCAGUUCCAGCAGCAGCCAAUGCAGUAUACGAAUAUACACUAUCCGAAUAUACAGCAGCCAGGCAAUAAUGAUGAUUCGGAGGAAUUAUGA
Molecule: messenger RNA, 294 nt
Organism: Penicillium psychrosexuale
Lineage: Eukaryota; Fungi; Ascomycota; Eurotiomycetes; Eurotiales; Aspergillaceae
Exons: 1
Coding region: 1-294 (97 amino acids)
Source: RefSeq, a predicted model, not a curated record